AUGGGUGUCGUUCCAUUCCGUAGCGUCGACGCACUUUUCUCCGCCGCCAGAGGAUAUGUAGCCAUUCCAAUCCCAGUCAAGUUGAUACCGUUUCAGGCAUUCGUGCUUAUCAACACUGCUCAAGCUGGACGUCCGCGCGCACAAGUGGUGUAG
Messenger RNA from Phytophthora nicotianae INRA-310, 153 nucleotides. RefSeq lists its product as hypothetical. The transcript has a single exon. NCBI's taxonomy places the organism in Eukaryota, Oomycota, Peronosporomycetes, Peronosporales, Peronosporaceae. The coding region runs from base 1 to 153 and encodes 50 amino acids. The record is from RefSeq and is a predicted model, not a curated record.